Melampsora larici-populina 98AG31 is the source of this 942-nucleotide messenger RNA. RefSeq lists its product as uncharacterized. The coding region runs from base 1 to 942 and encodes 313 amino acids. NCBI's taxonomy places the organism in Eukaryota, Fungi, Basidiomycota, Pucciniomycetes, Pucciniales, Melampsoraceae. The record is from RefSeq and is a predicted model, not a curated record. Gene Ontology annotation, biological process: protein deneddylation. The transcript has 9 exons. Gene Ontology annotation, cellular component: COP9 signalosome.
AUGCUUCAUUCCUUUCGACAGACCCUUACAGAACUACUGGGACAUUGCCGCACUGCUGUCACUCGAAAUGUGUCAGAAAAGUUUAUCAACGGAAUAUUAGAUUACGUGAGUGCAGCACAAGACUUGGACACACAUCUUAUGCAACAAUGGUAUGAAGUCACUCAGAAGGCUUUGGACGAACCCAAAAAUGAAGUUAUCACCAAAUUGCAUGCUGCAAUUGACGGGCCAAUUGCUUCAUCGAGCGCUGAGAGUUCACAGCAGCGCAACGAUUCAAUUGAAUCUGAUAAUCCAAUUGUCCUAGCGAUUGAAAUUCAAAUGUACACAGAUCGUAAAGAAAGCAAAAAACUUCGAAAAAUAUACAAUCAAACUUUGAACGUUAAAUCUACUAUUCAUUAUCCUACGAUUAUGGGGAUCAUUCAAGAAUGUGGUGGAAAAAUGUGUAUGUCAGAAAAGGAAUGGGCAAAGGCGCAGAUCAACUUUUUUGAAGCAUUGAAGAAUUAUGACGAAGCAGGAUUGCCACAAUGGAUAUCAUCGUUAAAAUACUUGGUGCUAGCUCAUAUGUUGAUGGAUAGCAAGAUUAAUCUGUUUGACUCACAAGGUACCAAACCUUACAAGCAAGAUCCCCAAAUUGUAGCGAUGACCGAUUUAGUGUCUGCCUACCAAGCCAGAGAUGUUCAUGAAGCUGAAAAGAUACUUAAAACUAACAAGGCUACAAUUAUGGAUGACCCAUUCAUUGCCAGGUAUACCCAAGAUGUUCUCGUCUCACUGAGAACUCAGUGGAUUUUGACCAUGUUGAAGUCCUACACUCGAAUUGAGGUAUCAUACUUGGCCAAAGUAUGUAAACAUGAUCAACCACGUGGUAUAAUGACUUUACAUUCAAAACCUGCACCAGAUCAAAAACGGUAUGCAGCUCUCGAGAAAUGGAAUACGGAUCUUGAUUGA